Molecule: messenger RNA, 900 nt
Organism: Nicotiana tabacum (common tobacco)
Lineage: Eukaryota; Viridiplantae; Streptophyta; Magnoliopsida; Solanales; Solanaceae
Source: RefSeq, a predicted model, not a curated record
UUUUGAAUGGAAAUGACUUGCUUCCUAUCACAUUCCAAAAUCCUAUAACAAAAUUCCAAAAUGAAAUCGUUGCUUUCUCUCAAGAACAUUCACCGUUCCCCGCCAACUGUUUCCACCUCCGCUGUUAAUUCCGUAACGCCAUCGCGCCGGUGUUCGCACUCCACCGCUACCACCACCACCUCUAGCCUUCGUUUCUCUUCUUUUAUGUUACAUCCACAAAGCUCAAUAACCCAAUCCUCUUCUUAUCCUAAUACGUCAUUCGGUCGCUGCCGGGCUACCAGUUCAGGCCCACCUUCGCCUCCACAAACCGACCCACCCAAUAACGAAGAAGACUCAUCCUCAUCUCCAGGUAUCAUGGCAUCUUUCUCCAAAGCGCAAGACAGCAUGCAGAUCUUUUUUGCUGUGUUGUUCUGGAUGUCACUUUUCUUCUGGUAUUCUGUGUGGGAUGGGAAGAAUGAUGGCAGACCAAACAAGGGUUCUCGAUUUAGAAGAUAAAAUUGUAAGGAGUUUCUUUAUGGUGUCUUCUACAAUUAAUUCCUUACGUUGUCUUACAUGGUAGUGUAAAUCAUGGAUAGCUAAGGGAAGAAAGAAAAAGAGAAAGGGUUUAGUGUGUAAAGUAGUUUAGUGUUACUGAAACAUGGAGAUCGUUCUGUCUGCUUCACUUAAAGGUAGUAUAGAGUUCCCUGUUAGCCCAGCUAGCAUUAGUUCAUUCAUGCUGCGAAUCUUAAGCUUCUACUAUAGGGCUUUGAGAGCAAAAUUUGCUGUUCAAUUAUAUGGAAUUAGAGUCUAUUUCAAUGCUCCCUAUAUUCUGCACUCUUGGAUAGAAGAAUACUUUGCCCUGUCUUGUUCAAGAAUUUAUGAGAUUUUUUUGUUCCAAAAGUAAAGCAGACUUUUCCUUCU